AUGAGCGCCCAAGCCAAAACGGGUGAGACCCGCGAGAAGAUUCCCACCAAGGUCGUCAAACCAUCACAGCCCAGCGACAGCAGCGAAUCGUCCUCGGAAUCAGAGYCUGACGACAACUACGACUCCGAUCUCGUAUCAGACGAUGAUGACUCUGGAGAUCAUGAUGCCAAGAUUUUGUCUCAAUAUCGCCAUCUGCUCUCACGAAGAGUAGACUUGGUGGGCGACUAUGCCGGAGACGAACUCUUCUUGAUCGAAGGAGACUCACUUCUUCUGAGAUGCUUUGCAGACGACAAGCUAGAUUUCGACAAUGGAUUCCAACUUCUGCACGCCACAUACAACGUCGAGCACUUUCUGCAAAACCUGGUUCAGAGGAAGUGUCAUUUCAACAUCACAUUCUUCAACAGCAACCGAGAGCUCUGCCUCCCGCCUUCAGCGUCUGCACAAAAUGCAAACAAGUUCUUCCUUGCCCGCGCGGCCAUUAUUCGCCACCUCCAGCAGAACCUCGCAAAAUCGCAUCCCAGCAUCCAUGUUGAUGUUUUCGAGGCAUGGGACUCAUCUGAGUUCUCCAAGCAUCUCCAGACUACCUCACCUUACUUCAUCAUGGCACACGAUGGAGCUUUGGCAAACAACCACAACUCGAACCUCAUUCAGGAGGAUCGACACGCAAAUGGGGAUUCCAAGGCCCCUGCUCCCAGCCCGAACCGAGUGCCGUUCAGGGAGAUGAUACUCUCGUUCAUUGAUCGUGGUUUCAAUGUCAGCUUGCUUAAUGGGCUUGAAUGGCUAGACGCCAAGGUCAUGACCAUGGUCCUUGAAGCUCGCAACAGAGCCCCGGGUGUGACAUCAGAGACCACAUUCACAUCAAGAGCCGGCUCUGUGCCCGCUCAGGAUGUAUCUGCGCAGCUUCAGAAGCUUGACCCGUCAAGCCUCACCGAGAGGCAGAUCCUGGCGGUCGUCACUGUUGUCAAGCUCCUGAGUGCAUCCGCUUCAGACGUGCAGCAAAAGGCGCGCUUGUGCGCAGCUUUCCUGCUACACCAAGCGUUGCUCACCACGCUGCCUCUGACCGCGCGACGCGUUGAGGCGUCCGCCGGUGUCCAGGGUGCCCAGGCCCUGAUGAACGCAGUUUCAUCCACAGCUGAAUCGAUCCUCAACAGUCCAUCCUGGGCUUCUUCCCUAUCCGGAAGCACUGCUGGAUGCGAUAUCAUGGACUUUGUCGAUGGUCGUUUGCUAUUGCAGACCAUUGAGUCUCACCCCAAAGUAAGCAACGAGACUAAAGCAGUCUUCGAUGAGCUUGUGAAGGCGGUGGAGGUUCUGGCGACUACAGACGGUAUCAGCUUCGAAGAUGCAUCGGGGGGCACGGUAUCAUCUGCAUCCGACUCAAGCACCACCAACGAAAAGGGUCCCCAAGAUGAUCUCGCGGUCCUACCAUUUUCCAACAAGGUGUUCGACAAGCACCUUCAGUCCAUCCAUAUCGAGGUCGAUGAGGCCGCUGGUGGUGAGCGCAGCUUGACAUCGCGCAAAAUCUUCCAAGRGGUGACACAUUGGCACAACGCCAAGAAGCCAUUGAUUGUGAAGGCUCCUCUGACUCCCAAGGAGAUCAGAGAAGCCUCCAAGGCUGCCAAGCGCAAUCAGCUUUUCAUGGCCGAAAUGCGAACAUAUGCAGCGUCAUUGACCAACGCAGUUGGUAAGAGCUUGGAACCAGAGAGCAUCAUCGUUGGCAUACCGCGUCAGUCAACUCAGGCAAAGGCGAAUGUACCAUCAUCGCCAGCCGACUCGGAUGCAUCCGACAGCGGGGCAUCUACUCAGAGUAAAGGCAAACCUGGUGCCAAAAAGGGUGGCGGUGGCAAGACUGCUGCUAAGAAUGCCGGAAAGCAGGCCAUGCUGAAUCAAAUCGCAGCCAACAAAGCUAAGAAGGAUGAGAGUGCAGGUGACAAGAUUGCCGGCGCAUGGCAGGUUGCAUGCAAAGGCUUCGAGGCAGAUGUGGAUCCCCGAACCCGAUACCGCAAGGCCAAAGAUUACCUCACCAACCUCAAGCCUGAGUAUAAGGAGGUGGUUGGUCCUGAAUGCGAAUUGUACCUGCUCAGCUGUCUUUUGCAAUACUGGAUCGCCGCUUGUCGCCAGAAAGAACAGGCGAACCGCAUUCAAGUCGCAGCCCUCAUCUGGUCUCACACCCGAAGCAUUGCCCAGCGUGGACCACUUACGAAGACGAUUAUCAAAUCUCUCGACCAAACCGUCAAGGCGCUGAACCUACCGCCGAUGCCYCCCACUACAGAGGCCGCGGCAGACCGAAAGCUGGCAUUUACAUUUGCCCUGCCAACCAAGGUGGAAUCUCUGUCGAUCGGGCUGUCGUCCAAGGACUUCCAGCUCCUUCAGUGCGGUCCUUAUCUUGAGAGAUCGUUUGACUCGCAGCCAGACCCUCGAGUGGACUUCCAGCCUGAUGGAUGGCAGCGAAAAGUUCUCGACACCAUCGACGCAGAUCAGAGUGUUUUCGUCGUUGCACCUACAUCCUCGGGUAAGACAUUCAUCUCCUUUUAUGCGAUGCGAAAGGUUCUUGAAGCCGACGAUGACGGCGUUCUGGUCUAUGUGGCGCCUACGAAGGCACUGGUCAACCAGAUUGCCGCAGAAAUUCAAGCUCGCUACAGCAAAAAGUYCAAGUACGGCGGAAAGUCAGUCUGGGCAAUCCACACUCGCGACUACCGUAUCAACAGCCCGAACGGAUGUCAGGUGUUGGUCACUGUGCCACACGUGCUCCAGAUCAUGCUUCUCGCACCAUCCAACGCGAAUUCGUGGUCAAGCAGAGUUCGAAGAAUCAUCUUCGAUGAAAUUCAUUCCAUUGGAAAUGCUGAAGAUGGUGUGGUCUGGGAGCAGCUGUUACUGAUGGCCCCUUGCCCCAUCAUCGCCUUGUCUGCCACUGUUGGUAACCCUGGCGAAUUCAGUGGAUGGCUGGCGACCACGCAAGAAGCAAUUGGCAAGAAGCUCAUCACCGUCCAACACCCAUACCGUUAUUCGGAUCUGCGGAAAUACUUCUAUCUGGAACCGAAGCGCUUCGACUUCCAGGGCGUCCCAGGCAAGUCUGCGUUUGGGUCUCUUGGCCUUGAAGGUCUCAAAGGCUUCAACUACGUACAUCCAGUCGCUGGACUUGUUGAUAAGAGUCGAGGCAUUCCUGAAGAUCUUGCACUCGAGGCUAGAGACUGCUUGUAUCUCUACAAUGCUAUGAAGAAGGUCCAGACUGAGGACUUCCCUGUGUCGGCCGCAUUAGGACCAGACAAGAUGCUUCCAGAUGUUUCUCGGAAGGUCGACAUCCUGAAGUGGGAGAAGGAACUGAAGGUGCUUCUCCAACAGUGGCUCGAUGACAUCAAGUCGCCAUUCGAUUCGUUGCUGGCUGAACUCGAGGGCAGCUUCAGGAACGACGAUCAUGAAGAAUUGUACACGACGGCCGUUGGCAAUACCAACAAACCUGGUAAGGAAGUCACGGGAGACCUCCUCAAGUCAACCCUCCCAAUGCUGUGUCGACUCCAGGAACAGGACGCGCUACCAGCAAUCUGCUUCAACUACGAUCGACACAUGUGUGAGAAGAUCUACAAGGCCGUGGUUGAUCAACUUCAGGAGGCUGAAACCAAGCAGAAAAAGAGCGGGACCAAGUGGGAAAAGACUCUUGAGAAGUUUGAGGAGUGGAAAGAGCUGAAGGCCAAAGCCACUUCCCGAGCCUCAAAAGCGGCACAAAAGAAGCCAUCCAAGAAGUCCAAGGGCGAUGACGAUGAUGGCGAAGACGACAAGGCUUCGAAACUCGAUCUCCAGCGCGAAUCUGCUGGAGGCGAAGAUACGAAGUGGGAAUCCUUCGAUCCAGAGGCGCCAGUCGAGGGCUAUCACUUCGCGGACUAUGCAAAGGUGCAGAAGUCUGAGCUGGAAAUCUACAUCCGACAGCUGUGGCGCCGACAGGUUCCCCAAUUCCUCAUUGAUGCUCUCGGCCGUGGUAUCGGAGUCCAUCACGCCGGUAUGAACCGAAAGUACCGCCAGGUUGUCGAGAUCCUGUUCCGCAUGGGCUUCCUGCGUGUCAUCUUUGCCACCGGUACUCUCGCGCUCGGUAUCAACAUGCCAUGUAAGACUGUGGUCUUUUCUGGAGACUCGGUCUUCUUAACGGCGCUUAACUACAGGCAGUGUGCUGGUCGUGCCGGCCGUCGUGGAUUUGAUUUGCUCGGAAAUGUUGUUUUCCAGGGUGUUUCGAGGCAGAAGGUCUGCAGGCUCAUCAGCUCUAGACUUCCUGACUUGAACGGACAUUUCCCGCUGACCACGACAUUGGUACUCCGUCUGUUCACGCUGCUUAACGACUCGAACAGUUCGAAGUAUUCAGUUAGCGCCAUCAAUGCGCUGCUCUCCCAGCCACGUCUGUACAUGGGCGGACCGAGCUUCAAGGACCAGACGAUGCACCACCUGCGGUUCUCCAUCGAGUAUCUACGACGACAGCACUUACUUGGUGCCGAUGGAGCCCCAUUGAACUUCGCUGGGCUGGUCAGCCACCUCUACUACACAGAGAACUCGUCAUUCGCCUUCCACGCGCUGCUCAAGGAGGGUUUCUUCCACGAGACAUGCGCUCGCAUCAACACCAACGAGAAGGAUACACUCGAGACGCUGAUGCUGGUAAUGUCACACUUGUUCAAUCGCGCUUUGUGCAGACAGGCCGAUGCCGAGUACCGUGAAACUGUUGUCAAGCCAUCUUCGUCACUGGUAUUCCUCCCGCCGAUGCCCAAGGCAGCGUCAAAGAUUUUGCGCGACCACAAUAAGCAGACUCUGGAUGUUUACAAGGCCUACGUCGAGACUUUCGUGAACCAACAUAUCACUGGAGACGAUCGGAAGCUUCCUCUUUCCGGGAUACAGGCCGGCGCAGAUGGUUCGAACGUUGCCGGUGAUGUCAAUUCUCUGCCGGCGACUCGCAUUCGUUCAUCUUUUGUCGGCCUCUCUGGCCAUGGCGAUGACUUCAGUAACAUCCAUGACUUGUGUUCAAGUGUUCGGGAUGGUGUCUUCCUCGAAGAGGCAGUGGUUCCAUCAUUGCCGACCUCUGAAGAGAUGGAUGUGCCGUUGAACGCCUACCUACUUGACUUCUUCAAGCACGGUGAUGUGUUCACAAUCGAGCGUGCCAACGGCAUUCGUCGUGCUGACAUCUGGUUUCUGCUGAACGACUUCUCCAUGGUCCUCGCCACGAUCAUCACCAGUUUGCUCAACUUCAUGAAAUUGGCCGAUGGCACCGACAUGGACAUGCUCGAAGUCAUGGGUGGCAUGGAUGCGCACGAGGAAGCCGAGGACGACAAGGUGGCCGCUGUUGAGGCCGAGACACAAUCCGACAUCUCAGGCCCAAGCGCGGCGGACUCUGGCGUUGUACUGGCGGAGCGUAACGCCAAGACACCAGCCGCGCCUACCAAGAAGCAGGCGAAGAAUGCCGACAGCUGGGAGGAUCUUGCGGGCGAGGAGGAAGAUGCUGCGGCAGCCGAAACGAGGAAGAAGCUCGAUGAGGAGGCUGAGAUCCAGGCACAGGAGAUGGCUGCUUGGGAUGGGGACGGUAACGAGGGCCUGAAGACGGUGCUAAAGGCGUUCCAGAAGCUGCAGGCUGAGUUCAACUUCAAGUUCAGGGCCAUGUGGGCUUAA
Molecule: messenger RNA, 5637 nt
Organism: Ramularia collo-cygni
Lineage: Eukaryota; Fungi; Ascomycota; Dothideomycetes; Mycosphaerellales; Mycosphaerellaceae
Product: related to SKI2-antiviral protein and putative helicase
Exons: 4
Coding region: 1-5637 (1878 amino acids)
Cellular component (GO): cytoplasm
Molecular function (GO): nucleic acid binding; ATP binding
Source: RefSeq, a predicted model, not a curated record